Molecule: messenger RNA, 609 nt
Organism: Phaeodactylum tricornutum CCAP 1055/1
Lineage: Eukaryota; Bacillariophyta; Bacillariophyceae; Surirellales; Neidiaceae
Exons: 1
Coding region: 1-609 (202 amino acids)
Source: RefSeq, a predicted model, not a curated record
AUGAAGUACAUUCCGCAUCCCCCCAUUUUCGUCUCCCAGAUCCGCACUACGGACGUGUGGUUUCUCCUCGCCCUCGGAGUGACUUGGGAAUUGGCGGUCCGUCUCGUACUCCUUACCGUCAAACGAAAGCCGGCGGCCCUCUCCAAAAAAGAACAGCAGUUGGCACUUUUGCAACUCGAGACGAAUCGCAAACGAAAACUCGGCCCCUCCGCUUUUGUGGAAACCUCCAAACUCGAACGACAAGUACUCGUUAUGGAAAAGGAAAUGGAAGACAUUCGUGAACGCCGCAAAAAGCAACUCGACAAGCUGGAGAAAACCUUGCAUCGUUACGGCAAUAUAAGCUUGGCCAUCGUCAUUUUUAUUCUGUAUUACGGCGUUCCGAUUCUGACCGUUGAAGAUAUGGAGGUCGGACUCGUCACGGAGGCUUCCAAGUCCUAUCUCAAGGCUAUUCUGUUCCCCGUCACAUCGGUGGGUAUGGGCAUGCGAGUGUCGCGGUGGGGAUUGCCGAAAGAUAUAUCUGCCAGUAGUCUCGGAGCUUUGGUGGUGGUGUGGUCGGCGCAAGUCACCGUGGGCAAGCUCAUGGAUGCCGUGGAUGCUUACCUCAUGUAA